Cylindrotheca closterium is the source of this 576-nucleotide messenger RNA. The record is from the annotation of a GenBank genome assembly. Lineage: Eukaryota; Bacillariophyta; Bacillariophyceae; Bacillariales; Bacillariaceae.
AUGAAAUUUUGUUACUUAGAUCAUCUUUUUGGAAAUCAUACUGUUUCCUCUAAAGGAAAUGAUCCAGGUGUCGUAAACCUUGCAUCAAAAGAACCGCCGGCUUGUUCUAGUAAUCAUUCUUUGAACCCUUUUGAUGGGUUCGACAAAGCAGCCGUUACUAGUCUGUUUCGAAAACAAAAACCUCCAGAUUACAGACAUCCUUGUCACCAGCCCGCUGAAAUUCGAGCAGUCGAAGCAAGCCUUAAGCGAGGAGAGAAGAAAAUCUCAAAGCUGGAAGGUCAAAUCAACAUGCUUGAAUCUGACAAGCGCAGCCUCCAUUACAAGGUUUCUGAUCAAACCAAAGUGAUUGCAAAGCUCACAAAAACGGUUUCAGAUCAAGCUAAGGAAAUCUCCGAACUCAACAAGACCAUCCUCUCCCAAAAGGAUCUCCUUGAGGAAAUCAAUACAAAGGGAGAGGCAACCAAGAACAUUCUUCAAUGGUACAAUCAGACGAAUGACAACCUUUGCAAGCGUCUCGUCGACACCAAUAACGAGCUCCAGACUCUGAAGAAACUUGUGGGUCAGAACACCAUCUGA